Molecule: messenger RNA, 1863 nt
Organism: Grus americana (Whooping crane)
Lineage: Eukaryota; Metazoa; Chordata; Aves; Gruiformes; Gruidae
Gene: SYNGR2
Product: synaptogyrin 2
Exons: 3
Coding region: 59-859 (266 amino acids)
Cellular component (GO): synaptic vesicle membrane; neuromuscular junction
Source: RefSeq, a predicted model, not a curated record
CCUCCCCGGGGCGGUGACGCGCAGAAGCGGCGGGGAGCGCGGUGGCGGCUCCGGCGCGAUGGAGGGCGGCAGCGGCGGCGCGUACGGGGCGGCCAAGGCCGGCGGCGCUUUCGACCUGGGCCGCUUCGUGCAGCAGCCGCAGGUCCUGGCGCGGAUCGCCAGCGCGGUCUUCGCCCUGAUCGUCUUUGCCUGCCUGGUCGGGGAGGGCUACACCAACCUGCCCAAAUCCUCCCAGCUCUUCUGCAUCUUCAACCACAACGAGGACGCCUGCCGCUACGGCAUCGGCAUCGGCAUCCUCGCCUUCCUUGCCUGCAUCUUCUUCUUCAUGGUGGAUAUCUACUUCCCCCAGAUCAGCAACGCCACCGACCGCAAGUACCUGGUCCUGGCAGACCUCGGCUUCUCAGGUCUCUGGACGUUCCUGUGGUUCAUUGGCUUUUGUUUCUUGACCAACCAGUGGUCCUGGACGCGGGCCGAGGACGUGCGUGUUGGGGCUGACUCGGCCCGUGCCGCCAUCACCUUCAGCUUCUUCUCCAUCUUCUCCUGGGUGAGUGAAGCCGCGGUGGAGCCCGGCCCUGCCCCGCUCGGGAGGGAGCGCGGAGGUGCUCCCCAGGCCGUGCAGCCCAUGGCAGCCGCGACGCCGCCAUCCCUCUUGUCUCUCCAGGGCCUCCUGAUCGCCUUCGCUUACAAGAGGUACAAGAUGGGGGUGGAAGACUUUGGUCACAGCUACAUCGACCCCACCCCGGAGGUUCCGACUCCCUACUCCAGCUACCCCAACAUCAGCCACGACAGCUACCAGCAGCCGCCCUUCACCCACGCGGCAGAAGCCCCGGAGGGUUACCAGCCCCCGCCGGUGUACUGAGCCCCUGCCUGGUGGCCUGACAGGGACGGCCGUACCAGUGCAAUUCUCUUCUGUGGGGUGGGAGGGGAGGGACCUGCGACUUGAAGGGGGAAUGUGGGCGGGAGGGUGGCGGCUGCUUUGUGUGAAGGCCACCGGGUGCUGGGGCGCAGGAGGGGCCUGGUCCUGCUGCUGGAGCUGAGCUCUCCGCUGCUGGGAUCCAGAGCCUGGUGUGUAGCGGGUGAUUCACAAGUGCCAAGCGGCUCUGGGGAGGGUGGGGGUGUGCGGCUGUCCCCAGCGAGGCUGAGCGCCUGCCCUCGCUGCUCUGCCCUUGGGGAAGUGGCUGCAGGAGGAAGCAGCGGGGUGGAUGUGUGGUUUGCACCCCCCAGCUCUGGCCCGGCCGUGCCCUUGUGACUGCUGCCCUGGCCCGUCCCAGUGCCUUUCCAGCCCCACCGGCUGCGACCCAAGUGCCGGCUCUCGCUGUCGCAGCACAGCCGGGCGGUCCAGCUCCUGCCUGACGCCGGCUUCCCGUGCCUUCCCCCCCUCGGCUGCUGCUGGGUGAGCUUGAUGCCAAAGCCCUGUCUUCUUUUGACUCUAAAUUCCCACGCCGUGCCUUCUCACAGCUUGCACUAGAGCUGCCGGUGCUUGGGUGACGCGGUUUGGGAUCCACGGGCACAGCGAGUGCUGGGGUUGCUCAGCAGGGCCAUGGCUGCUUCAGCUGUCCGAGGAAGGUCCUGCAGUGCUUUCCCUGCUGCCUCGGUACUCGUCCCCCCUCGCUCUCCUCCUGCCAAGCACUGCCUCUGCAGAAGCGAGGCCGCUGCCCCGUGUCCUGCCCGCUGCCGCCUCGGCAGUGCCGCGCUCCCGGCUGCCAUGCAGGCUGGCUGUCUCAGGUUGUUUUUCUGCUGCACCUGUUGUGAAGCUGUUCCCAGCAGCAGCGUGCGGUGUGCGAGCUGUUGCUGCUGGGGCUGGUGUUCAAAUAGUUCUUGGUUUGUCACUGUAGAGAUGGAAUAAACUUUUUCACCUAGCCA